Aphanomyces astaci is the source of this 1807-nucleotide messenger RNA. RefSeq lists its product as hypothetical. Gene Ontology annotation, cellular component: cytoplasm; nuclear pore; nuclear pore cytoplasmic filaments. Gene Ontology annotation, molecular function: translation initiation factor binding; inositol hexakisphosphate binding; phospholipid binding. NCBI's taxonomy places the organism in Eukaryota, Oomycota, Saprolegniomycetes, Saprolegniales, Verrucalvaceae. The record is from RefSeq and is a predicted model, not a curated record. The transcript is spliced from 10 exons. Gene Ontology annotation, biological process: regulation of translational initiation; regulation of translational termination; poly(A)+ mRNA export from nucleus. Bases 16 to 1683 code for a protein of 555 amino acids.
UUAGUUGGUGUGCGAAUGGGUCGAGUAGCGGCGCCGACGUGGGCGGACGAUGAUGACAGCGGUGUCAGCUUUGUGCAAGGACAUGGCCAGGUCAACCUACCAGAUGGAACGACACAUUACUCGAUUCUGUCUCUCCCACGCGCCGAUGCGAAGAGACGUGACGACAACAGGCACGGCCGCACGACAUCCGUGGACGGUGUCAUCGACGCCUUGCAGCAGGUGCGGUUGAACUGCGAGCACGGAGCCCUUCAAGCCACGAGACGGAAUCCUCAUUCCAUUGAAGCGCCGCCACGAACGAGUGAGGAAGCGCGGGUGACUCUUGUGUCCGAUGCGAGCAACAUCACGCGAAAGAACGCGUUGAUGCAGCAAACGAUUGAUGCUGAACUGGAAAAGGUGAGACGAUCUCGCGCCGACAUGCUGUCCAAGAUUGCUCAAAACGUCAAGCGGCUCGAGAUUCAACUCAAGGCUGCUCUUCCUCCAAAACCAGUCGUACUUGUCCCCAGUCCAAAGCAGACCCCGAUCGAAACCGCGCCUCCAUCAUCUCCCCCUCCAACUCCUCCCGCGUCCCCACCGACUCGAGCCACAAAUGCCUCUCCGAAGGCAGCCGCGCCAUCCCCCGUCGCCCCUACAAAACCCCAUGAAGCCGUUCGUCCAGACGUUCCAGACGAAUUCGUACUAGUUGCCAAGAGUCGCAUGGAGAAGCUCAAGCAACUAGAAGCGUCCAUCGUUCCAUUUGCUGACAGCCAGGACCCUAACAUGAAGCGCAUCCGCGUGCUUCUCAAGAAAAAGCUUGGCGAAGCGUGCAAUCAAAUCGCGAAUUCGCUGUCGUCUAUCCGCCUCGUAGUGGACAAAAUUCGACAGUCGUUUGGGGAAGCAAAAGCCGCGGGGGAAAUCUACUUUCACUUCGCCCUCCACUUUGUCGCGUCCAAAUUGACUGCACAAGUGCGCGUGAUUGCCGAAAUCAGCUCGUGCUUUCCAGUGGCCAACGUCGUCGCCAUGUGCUGUGUGCACACGCCAGACCUCACCGAUGUCUUCUUGGCGCACAUGCACACGAUGUGCCCGUAUACGAUCCCCACGACGCCCGUGCGAAGCGAAGGCCAGUCGGACGACGCGUAUCGCUUGUCGAUUGGCAUGGAGCAAGAUACCAAUCACUCGUUUGAAUCAUUUGACAAGUACACGCAACGGAUGGCCAUGGCCGUGGCGCUGCUCUUGGCCGUGAUGCAAACUUCCCCGUUCGACGGACAGCCCCAGCCGGCGCACUUGGCGAUCUCCGACGCAUGGACGUGGAUGGCGCGGGUCGUGAAUGCGGCGCCGCACCCGUUGACAGCGCCGAUCUUGCUGGCUGCAUUGGAGACGGCCGGGUUUGAGUUGCAUCGGCAGUACAAAAGUCAGUUUCUGAAACUCGCUAGUGUCAUUCAAUCGAACGUGGUGCCCAUCUUGAGCCGGGACGUCAAGAGCGGCGCGGCGGCCACGUUGGCCCAACUCACGACGUUUGUGACCCAACGAAGCUUCGUCACGGAGCCGGAAGGGCGGCGGCCCACGGAGACCAGCGUCACAGCCGCCGACGAAGAAAAGUCAACCAAAGAUGAUAACAAUUCGUCCAAUCGGAACGACCAAAGCUACAACUCGGGGUAUGGCCAACGAGGCGGACGAGGCGGAGGGCGCGGUGGAUACCGCCGUUAAGACAUAGUAAGCUUUAUGAUAGCCUCGGGACUUGCAGAGCUACCAUGUUCAUUCAUUCGUGGGUGGUUCCUGUGGUAGCCGGCAGUCUAUUAUCACCUCCUAUCUUUGAACCGGCAGAUCCGUC